CGCGCGCAGCCGCUGCGUGGUGGGGGAAGGACUUUCUUUCCCAUGAUCCUCCGCGCGCGCAGCCAUGGCGGACGGGAGACUACAUCUCCCGUGGUGCCCCGCGCGAUGGGCAGCAUGGAGACUGGUGUGGCUGCGCUGGAGAGGCGGGUCCGCGGUUGCCUGUGCGACUUCGGCUUCGAGCUUUCUCCCUUCAAGGUUGGGUGGUACAAUGCUGUUCUUCAGCCGUCCUUUCACCUCCAGUACUCCGAGGGCGCACUGGCAUUCGUUGUCCUCAGCACCCCCUCGAUGUUUGACAAAGCCUUUAAACCCUUCGUGAACAAACAGCUGCUGAAAAAAAUCAAUGACCCAGUGGAUCAAUGCGUUUCUUAUCAUCUGUCACUUGUGAAGGAGAGUCUCCCUGACCAGAGGGUGGACAUCAUCUAUGAUUAUGAGAUCCUGCCAAACCGGAAGCCCAAGUUUCUGGCCCAGACAGCUGCCCAUGUGGCUGGAGCAGCAUAUUACUACCAAAGGAAGGAUGUGAGGUGUGAUCCCUGGGGAGAAAAGAAGAUCUAUGGUGUUUGUAUCCAUCCCCGGUAUGGAGGCUGGUUUGCUAUCCGAGGUCUCCUCAUAUUCCCAGAUGUUCAGGUGCCAUUCCUGGAGCAGGUUGCUCCUGUUGAUUGUGUGGCCUCGGAGGAGAAGCGAAUAGAGCUGCUGGAGAAAUUCAAUUUCCACUGGCGGGACUGGAGCUAUAGGGACAUCAUUAAAGUGAAGGAACGGUACUCGGAGGAGCAGAAAGCCUACUUUGGAGCUCCUCCAGCAGAGAGAUUCAAACUGCUAGAGCUGCAAGGAGUUCUCCAGAGAAGAAUACAACUGACUUGGAAUAUAAUAAUGGCUCAUAUUAAAGGAACCACAUUAGUAUGCAGACCACCCUCCCAGAAUAAUAUAGAAUGGAACUAGAUACCACUUUGUGAUCAAACUUUGGUUUAUUGUUUAAGUUGUUACCCGUUUGCCCAUGUUGAACUCUUUGUGUUGAAAUUAAUUCAAUAAAUAGUAAUGCUGCUAUA
Chelonia mydas (Green sea turtle) is the source of this 1043-nucleotide messenger RNA. RefSeq names its product metabolism of cobalamin associated C (gene MMACHC). Gene Ontology annotation, molecular function: cyanocobalamin reductase (cyanide-eliminating) (NADP+) activity; FAD binding; demethylase activity. The transcript has 5 exons. Gene Ontology annotation, cellular component: cytoplasm. The record is from RefSeq and is a predicted model, not a curated record. Gene Ontology annotation, biological process: cobalamin metabolic process. Bases 43 to 936 code for a protein of 297 amino acids. NCBI's taxonomy places the organism in Eukaryota, Metazoa, Chordata, Testudines, Cheloniidae.